Messenger RNA from Anopheles aquasalis, 1476 nucleotides. RefSeq names its product neuropeptide CCHamide-2 (gene CCHa2). Gene Ontology annotation, molecular function: neuropeptide hormone activity. The record is from RefSeq and is a predicted model, not a curated record. NCBI's taxonomy places the organism in Eukaryota, Metazoa, Arthropoda, Insecta, Diptera, Culicidae. Gene Ontology annotation, biological process: neuropeptide signaling pathway.
CGUGCUGCCGUGCGGAGUGUUCUUACAAAGUCCGAAAGUCCCUCAAGUCGCCCAACGUAUCCAACGCCAGCAGGAGCAGCAGCAGCAGCAGCAGCACGGUGCUGCCGAGUGUCGGUGAAGCUAGAGGCAGCCAGGAAGGCAGGUUGGAGCUGGAGUUCGGUUGGAGUAGUGUGCAGUGAUUGCGCCGUUGGUGAUUUCGGUGCAAAACGAUUUGACCGGAAGGGUUUGUUCCGGACCAGCCGGGAGUGUUAUAGCGAGUGUAUCGGUACUACGGUGAACCGAAGGAUCAGCAGCAUACGAGCGACGAUUAAAUUAUAAACUAUUGGUGAAGAUGCAUCAACUAUCAACGAUUUGUGUAACGCUGGUCAUCGUUUCCGUGUUGGUGCAGAGCGCGAACGCCAAGCGCGGUUGUGCUGCAUUCGGACAUGCCUGUUACGGUGGACAUGGAAAGCGUUCCUCCGCAUCGGCUCCCGAGGCGCUAGAUCAAGGAAGCGUUACCCUGGAUGAUCUGCCCAUUCCUUAUGCCAAGCUAAUCCUCGACAAACAGCGAUCGCUCAUCCCGAGCCCGGAAGAGAUACGCGCCAACGAUCCCUCCUACACCAUGGAAACGCCAUUUUCUAUCCGUCGCCCCGAUCCAAGACGUGAAGAGUUUAAAUACGCGAUCUACGCAAUGCUAAGGCAAUUGAUGGAUGAUAGCGCUACGAAUCAUCAGGAUGUACUGCAUCAGCAGCAACCAUCGCAUCAAGCGUCCUUCCAACGGGAAUUGUCUGGCAUGCACGAAGUGGAGCGAAAGUAAAAUCCCCGCAUUACCUGCUACUGCUGUCUGUUUGAUGAAUGGAAUCUUAGCUUCAUUGUUCAUCACCUCCCUUGCUGUUCCCCUUUUUCCAACAUCAUCGGUCAUCCACAUUCAUCGUAAUACUGGAGGGUGGCAACAAUGAACGGAAGCAUAUUUCAGUUACAAGAUGUAGAUCGAAGGGAUCUGGGAGGAAAGAUGGCUGCAAGGAAUCUGUAGCAUUUUAACGUUUCAUUUGAAGUAGACACGUCCGGGCGCGUGGUAUGUUGAUGUUGCAUAGAUCGUGAGAACAUCGAGAAAUGUUUAACAAAAAAAGAAAACCAAAGAAAGUGGUGAUAACGAUCAUCAUCUCAUUGCCGUCAUCAAGAGUGUGGCAUCAGCCACCUAGCAAUAUGUGCUCGAUCAUCUCGAGUCCCCGGGAAUGCGGGGGCUACUGAAGCAGUGAAUGUACAUAAAGGAGUAUUCAGUGUUGUGCGGAUUAUUUAGACUGCACCGAAAAUGGAAGGUCCCAACACCUCAUUCUAUUAUCACAAUUAUCUACCAAUGGUUGUUGUUACGCAUACAAUGAAAUGAAUUGUUCAAUGAUGAGCCAUACACGAGCAGCGAAAUGAAAUGCAAAUGAAGACAUAAUAAAAACAAAUGAUUAGACGAAAACUGUUUUGGCUGGGACAGUUUCGUUUAAU